This is a messenger RNA of Ornithorhynchus anatinus (platypus), 5757 nucleotides long. RefSeq names its product hephaestin like 1 (gene HEPHL1). The transcript is spliced from 23 exons. Gene Ontology annotation, cellular component: plasma membrane. Gene Ontology annotation, biological process: iron ion transport. The record is from RefSeq and is a predicted model, not a curated record. Lineage: Eukaryota; Metazoa; Chordata; Mammalia; Monotremata; Ornithorhynchidae. Bases 1 to 3870 code for a protein of 1289 amino acids. Gene Ontology annotation, molecular function: ferroxidase activity; copper ion binding.
AUGGAUGUUCGCAAGAUGGCCACCAUCACCCGAUUCCUCGCAGUAACGAUCUUUGUUCCCUGUUCUCCGGACCUUGGUUUCCGGUGUCCCGUGACUGGGCAACCAGAGUAUAAGCCUGCUCAGGCUUUCUCCAGGGAGGCUGCCCGGCUGUGGGGCUCUGGUCCUGAUGGGCUGGUUGAACCUGGACAUCCAGUCAUGGGAGCAAACACGACAGAUAACCGACUCAGGGACUGGCCCAUGAAAAGGACUGGAAAGGGCAGGUGGAUGCUCCCAGAGGAUCAUGAGAUGGGGGAUCCGGUGACCCAGGUCAAAGCGGGUUAUGGGAGGGGUAAGGGUGGUCAGGAUUGGGUUGGAACCGAAGCCGUGGUGGCCAGGUUGGAUCAGAACGGGGCUCGGGUGCAACCGAGCCCACACGGUGGUCCCCGAGGACUGCUGGGACUAUACCUGCCCGCUAAAAGCCACAUGCUGUUUAGUUUUCCUCAGGAAAAAGUGAUGCCUUUUAUAGGCUUAGAAGAGAAAGGAAUGAGUCUUUUGUUUGUUCAUAAGUGCAAACUUGCCAUGCUCUACCUCGAGCGAGGCCCCAACCGGGUAGGUAGCGUCUACAAGAAGGCCGUGUACAAGCACUACACUGACGAGACCUACUCCACAGAGAUCCCCAAGCCCCCCUGGCUUGGCUUCCUGGGCCCCAUCCUGAGGGUUGAAGUGGAAGAUGUGGUGGUCAUCCACCUGAAGAACUUCGCCUCCCGCCCCUACUCCCUGCACCCGCACGGAGUGUUCUACGCGAAGGAUUCGGAAGGUGCCCUCUACCCAGACGGGACCUCGGGGAAGAACAAAGAUGAUGACAUGGUCCUACCCGGGAGAAACUACACCUACGUGUGGUCCGCCAAGGAGGAGUACGCCCCAACUCCGGCCGAUGCCAACUGCCUGACGUGGGUGUACCACUCUCACAUCGACGCGCCCAAGGACAUAUGCUCCGGCUUGAUCGGGCCACUGCUGGUCUGUAAGAGAGGAACUCUGAGCGGCUACGUAGGGACCAGGGCCGACGUGGACAAGGAAUUCGUGCUGAUGUUUACACUGGUGGACGAAAAUCAGAGCUGGUACCUCGAUGAAAACAUCGAGCAUUUCUGCUCGGAUCCCGACACGGUUGACAAAAACGAUGCGGUUUUCCAGCGGAGCAACAAAAUGCACGCCCUCAACGGUUUCCUUUUUGGAAAUCUCCCAGAGCCGGCCAUAUGCGCCGGGGAAUCGGUGUCCUGGCACCUGUUCGGGAUGGGGAACGAGAUCGAUGUCCAUUCCAUCUAUUUCUACGGCAACACCGUCAGCAGCCGAGGGCAUCGGUCCGACGUGGUCAACCUGUUCCCGGCCACCUUCCUGACGACCGAAAUGAGGGCCGACAACGCCGGGAAGUGGAUGAUCACGUGCCAAGUCAGCGACCACCUUCAAGCUGGGAUGGUGGGCCAGUACAGCGUCGAGACCUGCAGGAGCGGAGGCCCCCCGAAACCCAAGCUGCAAGGCCGCCGGAGGAGCUACUUCAUUGCAGCCGAGAAGGUGCUUUGGGAUUACGGUCCCGCCGGCUAUGACAAGUUCACCGGCCUGCCAUUGAACGCCACUGGAAGUGACUCUGAGCCCUUCUUCACCCAAGGAGACGCUAGGAUAGGAGGAAAGUAUUGGAAAGUUCAGUAUGUGGAGUUUACCGACGCCACGUUUACCCGACGAAAGAGCCGGUCUGAGAGAGGGACCACCCACCUUGGAAUACUUGGCCCGGUCAUCAAAGCUGAGGUGGGGGAUACCCUGUCGGUGACGUUCUCCAACAGGGCGGACAAGGCCUACAGCGUCCUGCCCCAUGGUGUGUUCUACAGCAAGGAGUCGGACGCGGCCCCCAACGAAGAUGGGUUUCAGAAGAUGGGAGCGCACGUCCUACCGGGAGAGACCUUUACAUACAAGUGGACGGUGCCCGAAAGCGUGAGCCCUCUGGCCAGUGACCCCCCCUGCCUGACCUACCUGUACUUCUCAGCGGUUGAUCCGAUCAAGGACACCAGCUCCGGCCUAGUGGGACCUCUGGUCAUCUGUAAGCCAAACUCUCUGAACGAGGAUGGAACCCAGAAAGGAAUAGACAAAGAAUUCUACCUCCUCUUCACUGUCUUUGACGAGAAUCUAAGCUGGUACCUCGAUCAGAACAUUCAGAAAUUUACCUUGCGUCCCUUUGGUGUUGACAAAGAGGAUAAAGAAUUUGUGAAAUCCAACCGAAUGCCUGCCGUAAAUGGUUACAUGUACGGAAAUCAGCCGGGCUUGAACAUGUGCAAAGAAGAUAAGGUUUCCUGGCAUCUGUUUGGGCUGGGGACGGACACGGAUAUGCACGGAGUUCAUUUCCAAGGGAACACCGUCCAUUGGAGAGGAACCCACAGGGAUACUGUUGCCCUUUUCCCUCAUUCCUCUCUGACUGCGUUUAUGCAGCCAGACCACACAGGCAUUUUCAAAAUGGUCUGUAGGACGAUGGACCACUUCACUAGAGGAAUGAAGCAGAUCUAUGAGGUGAACACCUGUGGCAAUCCAUCCGCCCCAGCACAGCCCCAUGGGACAAUCCGAGUCUUUUACAUUGCGGCCGAGGAGGUGGAGUGGGACUAUGCCCCCAACAAAAAUUGGGAGCUUGAGAAGCAGCACAUGGAUUUUGGAAGAGAGAGGUAUGGGGAAAUAUUUAUGAACCACACGGAGAAGUGGAUCGGCUCUCAGUACAAGAAAGUGGUUUACAGGGAGUAUACGAAUGGGGAAUUUGUGGAGAUCAAGGCGAGAUCACCCCGAGAGGAGCAUCUGGAAAUCUUGGGACCCAUGAUCCGGGCAGAGGUUGGUGACUCCGUCCUGAUCGUAUUUAAGAACAAAGCCAAGCGGCCCUACUCCAUCGCUGCCCACGGCGUAGAAGAUAUGGAUGGUGGCAAAAGGCUCGAAGUGCCCAACACCAGGCCAGGCGAAAUAAAAACCUACCGGUGGAAUAUCCCUAAAAGGUCCGGCCCGGGUCCCUCUGACCCGAAUUGUAUCUCGUGGGUGUAUUAUUCCACGGCAGAUUUUGUGAAGGAUACCUACAGUGGUUUGAUAGGCCCACUGAUCACAUGUAGAGAAGGAAUACUAAAUGAGAUGGGGCGAAGAAGUGAUGUCGAUUAUGAGUUUGCGCUCCUGUUUUUGAUCUUCAAUGAGAAUGAAUCCUGGUAUCUGGAUGAGAAUAUUAAAAACCAUCUUGAUAAGGACCCUGCUGAUUUUAAACCCUCCGAUGACUUCGAGAAGAGCAAUAGGAUGCAUGCAAUUAACGGGAAGAUCUACGGGAACCUCCACGGCCUGGUAAUAAAGGAAGAUUCGAAGACCGACUGGUACCUGUUGGGAAUGGGAACGGAAGUGGACAUACACACCGUCCACUUCCACGCAGAGAGCUUUAUAUUCAAGAUGGACAAGUCUUACCGAGAAGACGUACACGAUCUCUUCCCGGGGACCUUUCAAACCAUCGAACUCAUAGCGGAUCACCCGGGAACGUGGCUGCUGCACUGUCACGUGACCGAUCACAUCCAUGCCGGCAUGGAAACGACCUACACCGUCCUGAGGAACAUAGACAACAGGAUUCCUUACUCGACCAAGGUGCCUUUUGAAGAAGCAGCCCCUCCGGCCACCAUACCUACGGAUGACGGAAGUAACCAAGAGAGGAUACAUUUCUUGGGCAAAAAGCUGGAUCCCAGAGGGGCCAAAGCGGCCCUGGUCAGCCUCUUUAUCAUCGGAUCUCUCCUCCUGGUCGCCGUCGUGGUCCUGUUCCUCAGCCUCCGCUCCGUUCGGAGGAGGAUGGCCUAUCGAGCGGUGCACACGUGCGCUCUCCCGACGGACACUCUGUAAGCCGGUCCCCUCCCCGGCCCUCCCUCCCAAAAGUGGGGGAAAUAGCGGGCCCGGGUCCCCAACCUGGACCUGCGACUAAGUUCACAAAGUUGGCAAUAGACGCUGUACUCUACCCCGGAUUGGGCCCCCAAAGCCGCUCUCAAUACUGCAAAGGAAACGCAAGCCGCUUGCCGUCCUUGUGUGAAACGGGCUGUGAAUCGCUUUCAGGCGCAAAACACAGGGAACGCGAAGUGGGGAGGGAAAAGAAAGAAAGAAGCAUUGGCUGGACAGAGAAAUGUUGAAUCUGAGUCACUCCCUAAGUGAGAUUACUUAAGAGGGAUGCAGGGUUUUGCCUCUGACUUAGGAGACGAUGCCUUCAGGGGUGACCACGAUCAGUAUCCAGAUUGACAAUACCAUCACGAUCUAGAUAUCAAUGGGAGAGGACUGAUUUUUUUCCCCUCCAUCCGACAGGGUAGUUUCUACCUUAAAGUAUUUCAGGGUCAGAAACCUCUACUAGGAUUUUAAGCAUCUGCAGGCAGAAUUUAACCUAGUGAAUCUGAACACUUAACCAAUUCUCCUCUCUUCUUCCUCUUUCACCAACAGGUCGUGCACUGAGUUAGUUACGGGAAAGAUGGGGUUUUUUUCAUUUUAAAUUGCUGCUUUUUUUUUUUUUUUACAUAAACUACAGAGAGACAUUUGAACUUUUACAACUCACUUAGACCUAGGUUUUACUAUGACGUAUGUCUGUGGACGAGGUUUUAUAUCAACAAGUGUCUUCGUACUGAUGCUUCAGAACCGAGGAGGGGUCGAGUCUGAGAAAACAUCCCGGCAGACAGAUUCUUCCACUGUGGCUGGUUGCCCCCGAGGCCUACUCCUCUGGCUUCACUCUGAAAAUGAAGGUUUAUUAUUCCUGUCUGGGAGAGCAGGUUUUAACGUCCUUCUCCUUCUUAAGCAACAGAAACAACAUUCUGCAGUAUGAGAAAUAGCGUCAGUAGGUUUCUGUCAUCACGAGGGGCCUCCGAACCAACAGAAUCUGUCUGGACCCCGGGUUUAAGUGGGUCUUUCGGAACUAGCACAUUCUCGUUAUCGGAUGGACCUAGGGGGAGAGAUUUAGAAAACAACAGCCCUGAUUGGGUUGUGGAGUUCGGACCCCUGGCUUCUUGAUUUAAAAAAAAAAUUACUUUUUUUAAACACCGUAGCAUCCUUUCAAAGAACUGCCAGGCCAAGAAAGUCCUCUCCUCCUGACCCCAGGGAGCAGAAUAAAAAUAAUAGCAAGGGUCUUUAUCCCUACCCUGAAACCACCUUUCCAGACUCAAGGCAGGGUACCACUGUACACUCUCCCAGACGUUUAGUACAGUGCUCUGCACCCAGUAAGUGCUCAAUCAAUAGGAUUGAUUGAUUGAUGGGCUAGGCGCGGGGCUGUGUUAGGGCUCACGUAGGGUGUCUUUGUUAGCGGCAGAGUGUCCGGGCACACGAGUAGAAGUAGAAGCUUUGGUGGAGGGAUCUUUCAUAAGGAAAAAAGGGUAAUUUAGAAGGAUCUUUGAUGGCAUCAUACCCCUGAACAGUGACUGGAUCACUUGUAGACUACUGUCCUUUCCUGUUCCAAUUUCCUCUGUUAGGGAACCCCCAUAUAUUUCCAGGUCUGGGCUCAUCUGCCCGCUCAUUAACAGCCUGUGAGUCAGAUCGUUUAGUACAUUGAACACGGCAUCCAGAGAUGGAUCCUGGGCCUGCUGGACAAUUACGUAUAAUCCCAAAUACUUUAGGUUAACCCUUUCGGUCCUUUUUUUUUUUUUUAAUUGACAGUAGUAAUCUAAUUCCUUAGAGAUGUUUCUGUCUUUAAUUUUUUUAAGUGGAGCCAUAAAGUAGUCUGACUGUAGCAGGUUCUCUAUUAAAUAUAAAGUGUAGCAU